AUGGGGAAACCCAAGGGAAGGGCAAGGAAGAAGUUCGGCAAGCGCGGACCCGAUGGCCGGGCGGUUUCCAAGAAACCGAAGCUGGCGCUGCAACAUGAACUUCCAUCAGGCUCUGGUGAUGCGCACUUCGACGGCGACGAUGGCGCGGAGUUUAUGGAUGUGGAUGCGGAGGAAGAGAAGGCGGCUGCAGACGAGGACGUCAACGACGAGGACUGGUGCGAAGAGGAUCCCAGCGGCGCACACAGCAGUGGUGGAGGCUCUGGUGAUGCGCACUUCGACGGCGACGAUGGCGCGGAGUUUAUGGAUGUGGAUGCGGAGGAAGAGAAGGCGGCUGCAGACGAGGACGUCAACGACGAGGACUGGUGCGAAGAGGAUCCCAGCGGCGCACACAGCAGUGGUGGAGGUCAGUCGAUACUGCGCUUCGCACAGAAGACGAUGGAGUCCGCAGCUCGCGCGGCACGAAACGCGGCACAAAACAUUUCGCCGCGUAAAUCUGCUCGGCCCCCGACGCUGUCCGCGAGCCAAAAAUAUCGCAACAAGAAAAAGAUUUUUGGGAAGGAAGCAGCGGGGUUGGCACGAACUAUGGGAGCGCGGAUGCAGAGGGCCCGGCGGGGGAAGGAGCAGGAGGAAGAGGAGGAGAGCUCCUCUGUCGGUGGCGAGGUUGGUCAAGUAGUGAACCCAGCGGUGGAUUUAGAGGUUGCGCCGCACGCCGGUCCUCCGGGCGGCGGCAGCGAGUGUGCCGACAGCAGAGAUUAG
Messenger RNA from Ectocarpus sp. CCAP 1310/34, 756 nucleotides. The record is from the annotation of a GenBank genome assembly. NCBI's taxonomy places the organism in Eukaryota, Phaeophyceae, Ectocarpales, Ectocarpaceae.